AUGAGCGUGAGCGACAGAAGAAAACACUUCAAAACACCUGAAAACACACGAAAGGACAGUUUGUUCUCUCUUCGGGUCAUCUUUCUGGACGACAGCGAGCAUGUUUUUCAGAUGGAGCAAAGGGUGCUGGGAAAGGAUUUCUUCAACUCAGUUUGUGGACACCUUAAACUGGUGGAAAAGGAAUACUUCGGCCUUGAGUUUCGACAUCACUGUGGGAGUUAUGUUUGGCUGGAACUGCUUAAGCCUCUUGCCAAACAAAUCAAACGAAGAAAUGAUCUGACCUUCCGCUUCAUAGUGAAGUUUUUUCCUCCAGAUCCAGGAGAACUGCAGAGAGAAGUGACCAGGUAUCUGUUUGCACUGCAGAUUAAACAGGAUCUGUCCAUCGGCAGUCUGACCUGUAAUGAUAACAGUGCUGCUCUUCUGGUUUCCUAUCUUCUUCAGGCAGAGAUUGGGGACUUUAUAGAAGAGCUGGACAAGCAGCAUUUGGAGAACAAGCGGUACAUCCCAAACCAGGAUGUCCUCCACAAAAAGAUCCUCCGUUUCCAUAAGAGGCACAGAGGUCAGUCUCCAGCUGAAGCGGAUCAUCAGCUUCUGGAGGUGUCCCGUAAGCUAGACAUGUACGGGAUCCGGCCUCACGCCGCCACUGAUGGAGAAAACAUGAGGAUCAAUCUUGCAGUCACUCACUGUGGCGUGCUGGUUUUUCAGGUGCGGACAUUUUGUUAA
Molecule: messenger RNA, 723 nt
Organism: Danio aesculapii
Lineage: Eukaryota; Metazoa; Chordata; Actinopteri; Cypriniformes; Danionidae
Gene: frmd7
Product: FERM domain containing 7
Exons: 7
Coding region: 1-723 (240 amino acids)
Cellular component (GO): cytoskeleton
Molecular function (GO): cytoskeletal protein binding; guanyl-nucleotide exchange factor activity
Source: RefSeq, a predicted model, not a curated record